Pedinophyceae sp. YPF-701 is the source of this 996-nucleotide messenger RNA. NCBI's taxonomy places the organism in Eukaryota, Viridiplantae, Chlorophyta, Pedinophyceae. The record is from the annotation of a GenBank genome assembly.
AUGCACCUGGGGAACUACUUCGGGGCGGUGCGGAACUGGGUGGACCUGACGGAGGAGUACGACGCGCUCUUCUGCGUCGUCGACAUGCACGCCAUCACGGUGCCGCACGACCCGAAGGAGCUCCGGGACUCGGUCCGCACCACUGCGGGCCUGUACAUAGCUAGCGGCAUCGACCCCGAGAAGUCGUCGAUCUUCGUCCAGUCGCACGUCAGCGCGCACGCGGAGCUCGCGUGGAUCCUGAACUGCACGACCCCGAUCGGGUGGGUCGAGCGCAUGAUUCAGUUCAAGGAAAAGGCGCGCCGGCAAGGCCAGGACGUCUCGCUCGGCCUCCUCUCCUACCCCGUGCUCAUGGCCGCGGACAUCCUCCUGUACCAGGCCGACCUCGUCCCCGUCGGCGAGGACCAGAAGCAGCACCUCGAGCUGGCGCGCGACAUUGCCGAGCGGUUCAACCACCUGUACGGCGGCAAGAAGUGGAAGAAGCUCGGCGGGCGCGGCGGGCGCGUGUUCACGGUGCCGGAGCCGCUCAUUCCGCCCGAGGGCGCGCGCAUCAUGUCGCUCCAGGACGGCACCUCGAAAAUGAGCAAGAGCGCCGAGAACGAAAAGAGCCGAAUCAACCUCCUCGACCCCCCGGACGUGAUCACGAAGAAAAUCAAGUCGGCGAAGACGGACCUGAUCGACGGGUGCGAGUUUGACAACCCGGAGCGACCGGAGUCGACGAACCUCUUGACGCUGUACGCGCUGGCCACGGGGAAGUCGCGCGAGGAGGUGCUGGCGGAGUGCGGGGCCAUGCGCUGGGGCCAGUUCAAGCCGACGCUCGCGGACGCGCUCGUCGCGCACCUCGAGCCCAUCCAGAAGAAGUACGCCGAGGUGCGCGAGGACCCCGCGUACCUCGACGAGGUCCUCCGGCGCGGCGAGGAGGCGGCCAACGAGACGGCGUCGCGCACCAUGUACAACGCGUACCAGGCCAUGGGCUUCGAGCCCCGCCGGCGCACGUAG